This is a messenger RNA of Bufo gargarizans (Asiatic toad), 1465 nucleotides long. RefSeq names its product zona pellucida sperm-binding protein 1-like. The record is from RefSeq and is a predicted model, not a curated record. Gene Ontology annotation, cellular component: egg coat. Gene Ontology annotation, molecular function: structural constituent of egg coat; acrosin binding. NCBI's taxonomy places the organism in Eukaryota, Metazoa, Chordata, Amphibia, Anura, Bufonidae. The transcript has 7 exons. Gene Ontology annotation, biological process: binding of sperm to zona pellucida; prevention of polyspermy. The coding region runs from base 16 to 858 and encodes 280 amino acids.
AGGUUACCUAUCGUCAUGCAGUACCCGCCACGUGAGAAGAUAUUUAUGGCCUUUAUAAGUCAUCUUAUAUUGAGACUAUUGAGUCAGUUUGUGUCUUUCUCAGUUUCUCCAAGGACGUAUGGUGUAUCAACUGUCUCUAACAGCAAAGGCAGAUGUUCUUGUGUCUCCUUUAGGGUCUAUCACUCGAGACAGCAGCCUCACGAAAUUCCUACAGUGACCAGUACUGGAGUUCUGAGUGUGGAGCUGCGCAUAUCUAAAGGUUCAUCAUUUUCUUCAUUCUACGCAUUAGAGGACUUUCCAUUACAGAUUCCACUUCGGGAACUUGUGUUCUUAGAGGUUAGACUUCUGCAACCUUCUGAUCCCAGGCUACACCUCCGUCUCCACCAAUGCUGGGGAGCCCCAAACAUGGAUCCAGCAUCUACUUUGCGUUGGCCUGUAAUCUCUAAUGGAUGUCCAUUUUCAGAAGACGACACACUGACACAAAUUCUGCCAGGCUCUGUCCCCUCGAGUUAUCAAAGAUUUGUUGUGUCUGCCUUUACUUUUGUUGGCUUCUCAAAUAACACAGAGGUUUAUUUCUUCUGCAGCAUCUCUGUGUGUGUGCCAUCCUCCUCUGAAAGCUGUACAACGGAUUGUGCUAAUCACACACGCAGUCGGCGAGAUCAGCCUGAUAUUUCUCUGUACUUGGUGGGCACCACUGGACCCCUGGUUUUCCAGCAGAAGAAAGAAUUGGGAAUGGCCAGUCUCCAGCACCUGACCUCAAUUCUUCCAGGAAUUGGCUUUGCCGUCACAUUUCUCUUCAUAAUGUUGCUUCUAGUAGGCACUCUUAAAGUUAAGUGGUAUUACAAUGUUGAAAAAUGAAUCCUAAAUAAAUAUCAUUAUUGUCAAAUGUCAUGGAGUCAGUUUGUAUUUUAAUUGGUAGAAGCAGUCUAAGCUCUGCUGGAGAAGCAAAAAUGGAGUGGCUCUUUCCUCAACGCUAUGCUCUUCCACAUCUGAAUCUUGUAUGGGAAAAUGGUUGUGGUCUCUAACACUGUAAUGCCAUUGCAGGGACUUAAAGGAACAUUCUGGGCUGAAAGGCUCCUUUUAAGCAGAACAUUCCGCGACUGAAAAUCAGUUCUUCAUUUGAAUGGGGCAGCAAGCACGUGGAUUUCUGCAAGCCUUGUUAAGGUGAAUGGAACCAAUUUUCAGUCGUGGAAUUUUCUGUCACCAUCACUCUUCCGUAUUACAGAUCCUUAUUUUCGUCCAUUGAAAAAAUAGUGACUUAAAUGGCUUUAUUCACAUUUCUUUUCUACCUUUUUUUUUUUUAAUGAGCAGCAAGUUUCAGUAGAUUCUUUACUGGUACCAUUUUUAGCCAUAGUCAAUGGGUCGAAAUUAUACAGUUGCCUAGUACAGAUGAAAAAGACAUCAAGUUCACCCUGGGGGGGGGGGGGGAGGGGGGGAAUUUUGGGAAAGGUAAGUAAAACGCAAA